UGUUCAGUAACAGGUGCUAAUAGUUAUUCAUUUAUAUUGCCCUAUUUUUUAUAAAACAUUUCUUUGUAAUUUCAGUCUUACAAGAUUAUCAAUUUUGCCCCCAGUUUACUUCGGAUUAUAGUCUCUGAUCACGUGGAAUUUCCAGUACGCCAGGCAGCUGCCAUUUACUUGAAGAAUAUGGUGACACAGUACUGGCCGGACCGGGAACCUCCACCGGGAGAAGCAAUAUUUCCAUUCAACAUUCAUGAAAACGAUCGCCAGCAAAUACGUGAUAAUAUUGUGGAAGGAAUAAUUCGAUCUCCAGAUCUAGUGAGAGUCCAGUUAACAAUGUGUCUCCGUGCCAUCAUUAAAUACGAUUUCCCUGGUCACUGGCCAGCGGUAGUGGACAAGAUAGACUAUUACUUGCAGUCACAGAGCAGUGGAAGCUGGCUUGGCAGUUUAUUAUGUCUGUAUCAACUGGUGAAGACAUAUGAAUAUAAGAAAGCAGAGGAAAGAGAACCUCUUAUAGCAGCAAUGCAAAUAUUUCUGCCUCGUAUUCAGCAACAAAUCAUGCAGCUUCUUCCUGAUUCCUCACAUUAUUCUGUAUUACUACAGAAACAGAUUCUGAAAAUCUUCUAUGCACUUGUUCAGUACGCAUUGCCUCUUCAGCUGGUCAAUAACCAGACCAUGACAGCAUGGAUGGAGAUCUUCCGAACUAUUAUUGACAGAACUGUUCCUCCUGAGACUCUACAAAUUGAUGAGGACGACAGACCUGAGCUGGUCUGGUGGAAGUGUAAGAAGUGGGCGCUACACAUUGUAGCUCGUCUCUUUGAGCGAUAUGGAAGCCCAGGAAAUGUCACAAAAGAAUACUUUGAAUUUUCUGAAUUCUUUUUGAAAACUUACGCGGUGGGAAUUCAGCAGGUACUGCUAAAGAUUUUAGACCAAUUUAGGCAGAAAGAGUAUGUAGCUCCCCGUGUGCUUCAGCAAGCAUUUAACUAUCUCAACCAAGGGAUUGUUCACUCUGUGACCUGGAAGCAGAUGAAGCCUCACAUACAGAAUAUCUCUGAAGAUGUGAUAUUUUCUGUGAUGUGCUACAAAGAUGAGGACGAAGAGCUGUGGCAGGAGGACCCGUACGAGUAUAUACGGAUGAAAUUUGAUAUUUUCGAAGAUUAUGCUUCUCCCACCACAGCAGCCCAGACUCUCUUAUACACGGCUGCAAAGAAAAGAAAAGAGGUGUUGCCAAAAAUGAUGGCAUUCUGUUACCAAAUCCUGACAGACCCGAACUUUGACCCUAGGAAGAAAGAUGGAGCCCUGCAUGUGAUUGGUUCCCUCGCUGAUAUUUUAUUGAAGAAGAGUUUAUUCAAGGACCAAAUGGAGCUGUUGCUGCAGAACCAUGUGUUUCCAUUGUUACUGUCUAACCUGGGAUACCUUCGAGCUAGAUCCUGCUGGGUACUUCAUGCAUUCAGUUCUUUGAAAUUUCAUAAUGAGCUCAACCUAAGAAAUGCGGUUGACCUGGCGAAGAAGAGCCUGAUUGAAGAUAAGGAGAUGCCCGUCAAGGUUGAAGCUGCCCUUGCUCUUCAGUCAUUAAUUUCUAACCAGGCACAAGCCAAGGAAUAUAUGAAACCACACGUGAGGCCUAUUAUGCAGGAGCUGUUGCACAUUGUUAGAGAGACAGAGAAUGACGAUGUCACUAAUGUCAUCCAGAAGAUGAUAUGUGAAUACAGUCAAGAGGUCGCCUCCAUUGCUGUUGACAUGACUCAGCACUUGGCUGAGAUAUUUGGCAAAGUUCUUCAAAGUGACGAGUAUGAGGAAGUCGAAGACAAAACAGUGAUGGCUAUGGGAAUUCUGCACACCAUUGACACCAUCCUGACCGUCGUAGAAGAUCAUAAAGAGGUGACUCAGCAGUUGGAGAAUAUCUGUCUGCGGAUCAUUGAUCUUGUUUUACAGAAACACGUAAUUGAAUUCUAUGAAGAAAUUCUUUCACUGGCAUAUAGUCUAACCUGCCGUGUUAUUUCCCCUCAAAUGUGGCAGCUUCUAGGUAUAUUAUAUGAGGUUUUUCAACAGGAUUGUUUUGAAUACUUUACAGACAUGAUGCCUCUUCUGCAUAAUUAUGUGACAAUAGAUACAAAUACUUUACUAUCAAAUCCAAAGCAUUUAGAAAUACUUUUUACAAUGUGUAGAAAGGUACUAUGUGGAGAUGCAGGAGAAGAUGCAGAAUGCCAUGCCGCCAAACUUCUUGAAGUAAUCAUUCUUCAGUGCAAAGGAAGGGGAAUUGAUCAGUGCAUUCCUCUCUUUGUGCAACUUGUUUUGGAGAGAUUAACCCGAGGGGUCAAGACCAGUGAGCUUCGUACCAUGUGUCUUCAAGUUGCGAUCGCUGCCUUGUACUACAAGCCCGACUUGUUGCUACACACUUUAGAACGAAUUCAGUUGCCUCACAACCCUGGACCUGUAACUGUACAAUUUAUAAAUCAGUGGAUGAAUGAUACAGAUUGUUUUCUUGGGCAUCAUGACCGGAAGAUGUGUAUAAUAGGACUGAGUAUCCUUUUGGAAUUGCAGAAUCGACCUCCUGCAGUGGAUGCUGUGGUGGGACAGAUUGUACCCUCAAUUCUUUUCCUUUUCCUUGGCCUAAAGCAGGUCUGUGCUACCAGACAACUGGUAAACCGGGAAGACCGCUCAAAAGCAGAGAAAACUGAUAUGGAGGAAAACGAGGAGAUUUCAAGUGAUGAAGAGGAGACGAAUGUAACUGCUCAAGCAAUGCAGUCAAAUAAUGGAAGAGGUGAAGAUGAGGAGGAAGAUGAUGAUGACUGGGAUGAAGAGGUGUUGGAAGAAACUGCCCUUGAGGGAUUCAGCACUCCACUGGACCUUGACAACAGUGUGGAUGAAUAUCAGUUUUUUACACAAGCUCUCCUAACUGUGCAGAAUCGAGAUGCUGCCUGGUACCAACUGCUGAUGGCGCCGCUCAGUGAGGAUCAGAGGAGGGCGCUGCAGGAGGUGUACACCCUGGCCGAGCACCGGAGGACGGUGGCAGAGGCGAAAAAGAAGAUUGAACAACAGGGCGGCUUUACCUUUGAAAACAAAGGAGUCCUCUCGGCAUUUAACUUUGGGACUAUGCCCACUGACAACUGAAAGACGGACCAUCAGCGGACCACAUGCCAUCGCUACAUUGUACUUCAGCCCCGAGGGGAGGCUCCAGGGGAGGCAGCGAGGGGCUGCUUUUUGCCCCGUCUACCGCUGCCUGGCAUCCGGCAGCACCUUCGGCCACCCCUGCUUCCCCUUGGACCUUUCUCACCCUGAAAUACGUAUUUUAAGCAGCUACUGUAAGGUAUGAAAUUAAAAACAAAAUCAUUGGACUGAAAAGGACAGACCGUAUGUUCCAAAGGAUGAACGACCACGGUGGUUUUAGAGGAUUGGGUGGACUCGCACGUCUCAGGUUUUGCCAUGCAGAAUCAAUGGAUUUAUGCGGAUAACAGUGCCUUCUGUUGUACAUGAAUUAUCUGAAAAAAAAUUUUUUUGGAGUGCAUUGCAAUUUUUUUUAAAGCAUAAAGCAUAUUUCUAGAUAUAAUGUAAACCUUGGCUGUAUGUUGACCUCUGCAUUUUACUGUGUGAAUUUACUGUUAGGCAGUUAGCUAUGAGUCAGUCUGGUUUCAGAAUCAUCACUGCUCCCCUUCCCCCCCUGCUGCUGGGGGCUUUCUUCAGGGGUUGUACGGUAUGCACUGGCUAUAGUUUUCCAUGAGAUGUUUUUUCCUAACGAUGUGGCUUUCCUAAGAAGUGUCUUACUCUCUCUUUUCCAUCAUGUCUCUCAAUCCUGAAAAGGGGUGGUAUUUCUUUGGGAAUCAACUUAUAUAUGAGUAUCAAUUUCAUUCAUAACCUGCUAAGGUCAGGGCUCAAACAAUUUCUCGCAGCAAGUGGCAGGGACUCUAGUCACUGAAACUAACAGUAGGUCUGAGUAUAUUCUGAAUCAUGUACUUAAUUAUGCAAUGAAUUGAUAAUUACACUAAAGCACAUUGAACUUUGAAGAGAAAGGGGCUACGUAAGCUCGCUGUCUUUCUGGAUGGGGGCUUGCAUUUUCAAUAACUUAGCAUUCCAGCUGUGUUGGACCUGGGUCCAAAACAUUUUCUAACAACUUUUUUUUUAAAUCUAGGAAGAAGACCCAAAUGAAUCUAACUUCUUGCUUUCUCACACAUCUGAAUGUUCUCCUUUCUGAUUUGUUCUAGUUUUUAUUACAGCUCAGUUUGACCUCAUAUUUCUCAAGGGUUGGGGAUAUUGGUCAGCUGCACUCUUAUGUAAUAUUGAUGCAAUGCGGCCAACGGGAAAUACUGCCGAUGGAGGUUACAGCUGUUUUUCUGAACUGAUUCUACACCAGAACAUGGGUCCGAGUGUUUUCAUUCAGUCAAGUGAAAGUGUAUUUUCAGGACUUAAUAUAUUACUGGAUGUGAUAUAGUUGUCCAUGUUCGUGAAGUGUUUGCAGCUUAUAUAUUCCAUCAGUGACUGGAGGAAUUCUCUCCAGGUGCUUUCUAUAUUACCAUCCCUUGUUAAUAUGAACUCUUUUUAGAAUUUUAGGUUAUUUAAGUAGUUUUUACAGAAUAGCCCAAGAAGCCAUGAGUUUCAGAGUUAAAUGGUCCCCCGCUUUCCUCUGUCCCUCUCUUCCCAAGGCAUUGAUGCUGAAUGUACCAGCUGGUGGUUAGAAGAGAAAGAUGGCAUUGGGGGAAAUUUUAGACAUUUUAAGCUUUGGAGCUCUUCUUAUUCUCAUGUCUCAAAUGGUUCGAUUUUAACAUGAGUAAUAUGCCUUCACACUGGAUUGUAAAAGGCAUGUGAUUUUAUUUUUGUGCUGUAUUGUCCUCUACAGUAUUAAAGGGAAAGAAGCAUUCAUGUGUAUCAUCCUAUCUUGUUUUCGAAGCCAGGGUGGUUGUGUAAUUUUGUUACCAGCAGUGCUAACCUGAAUGUGAUCUGAUUACCUUGGAAAUGCAGGAACUCACAUGAAUGUACUGUAAAAUAAAAUGCGGGCUGACUCCCAGGAUCCUGA
Vicugna pacos (alpaca) is the source of this 5002-nucleotide messenger RNA. Lineage: Eukaryota; Metazoa; Chordata; Mammalia; Artiodactyla; Camelidae. The record is from RefSeq and is a predicted model, not a curated record.